AUGGGGCGCGCGCCGUGCUGCGAGAAGAUGGGGCUGAAGAGGGGUCCGUGGACGGCCGAGGAAGACAGGGUCCUGGUGGCGCACAUCGAGCGCCACGGCCACAGCAACUGGCGCGCGCUGCCCAAGCAGGCGGGCCUGCUCCGCUGCGGCAAGAGCUGCCGCCUCCGCUGGAUAAACUACCUGCGCCCGGACAUCAAGCGCGGCAACUUCAGCCGGGAAGAGGAGGACGCCAUCAUCCAGCUCCACCAAAUGCUCGGCAACAGAUGGUCGGCAAUUGCUGCCAGGCUGCCGGGGAGGACGGACAACGAGAUCAAGAACGUCUGGCACACUCACCUCAAGAAGCGCCUGGAGCCUACUAAGCCAGCCAGCCAGGCGCCCAAGCGCAAGCGCAAGCCCAAGCAGCAGCAGCAGCAGCCGGAGGCCGUGCCGACGACGCUCGAGGGCCCGACGACCGGCGCCGUAGUGCCGGUGUCGCCGGAGCAGUCACUGUCCACGUCGACCACCAGCACCACCACUGACUACUCGGCGGCGGCCUCGUCGAUGGAGAACGCGGACAGCUUCACCUCGGAGGAGGAGGACUACCAGAUUGACGACAGCUUCUGGUCCGAGACGCUGGCGAUGACGGUGGACAGCUCCGACAACUCCGGGAUGCAGGCAGAGGGCAGCACCUUCGGCGCGUCGUCGUCGGCGCCGUCGACCAACGAGGACGACAUGGACUUCUGGCUCAAGCUGUUCAUGCAGGCCAGCGACAUGCAGAAUUUGCCCCAGAUUUAG
This is a messenger RNA of Miscanthus lutarioriparius, 774 nucleotides long. The record is from the annotation of a GenBank genome assembly. NCBI's taxonomy places the organism in Eukaryota, Viridiplantae, Streptophyta, Magnoliopsida, Poales, Poaceae.